Penicillium coprophilum is the source of this 894-nucleotide messenger RNA. RefSeq lists its product as uncharacterized. Bases 1 to 894 code for a protein of 297 amino acids. The transcript has 2 exons. The record is from RefSeq and is a predicted model, not a curated record. NCBI's taxonomy places the organism in Eukaryota, Fungi, Ascomycota, Eurotiomycetes, Eurotiales, Aspergillaceae.
AUGGCCUCCACUGUCAUUCGCCUCUUCGCAUUGUCUGCUGCUUUGGGCCAGGCGACUGCCGCCUUCAGCCUUAAUACUUCUGGUCCUAGCUGGGACUAUACAACUAAGGAUCUAGCAGACACGACAUCGCAGGCUUGCAAGGACGCCUACAGUGCCAGUAUCAACUGUGAUGAAACCCUCCUCAAGAUCGUGGCGUCUAUGGAUCCCGACUUCCACCCACAGUCUCCAGACUUACAAGCUAUGUGCACUACGACAUGCAGUGAGUCGCUGUCCAAGUACAUCAAAAACGUCAAGACUGCAUGCAGCAAAGAUGGGGAUCUAGCCGGGAUUUCCAGCGGGAAUCACUAUGUCUAUGAGGCUCCCGUGGCCACCGUAGGCGAGGUUUUCCAGUACAAUUACCGCAAAUCUUGUGCAAAGAGCGGAUCUGAUUACUGCUACUUGACGUACCCCGGAAGCGAUGAUUGGGCCAAAACCGACUUCCCAUGUAGCGACGAGUGUGCAAUCAAAUUUUUCCAAAACGCACACGACGAGCCUGGCUCGGGCUAUUUCUUUAGCUACUUCGCUCUUGGUAACCAAUCCUCAUGGUGGGAGGAUAGAUUUGCCGGGGGUUGGGAAACUGUGGUCCAAUGCGAGGGUGGGAGCGAUGUAAGCUCUUCUAGCACGGCGCAUGUUUCGACGAAUACCGAUAUUGUUGACAAGGAAUCAUCGACCAGCUCAAGUAGCUCCAGAGUGGCUAUCUCUACGACCUCAACAUCAACUGCAGCGGUGACAACCACGCCGGUUCGGUCUGCCUCGGAGACUACUUCAACUACAGCCACCAGUGGUGCUUCGAGGCUCAAACCUUCCUUUUUCUUUUUUAAAAUCUCCAGGCAUAGAUUUGUUGACUUAAUGUAA